This is a messenger RNA of Talpa occidentalis (Iberian mole), 3142 nucleotides long. RefSeq names its product protein diaphanous homolog 1-like. Lineage: Eukaryota; Metazoa; Chordata; Mammalia; Eulipotyphla; Talpidae. Gene Ontology annotation, biological process: actin filament polymerization. The transcript is spliced from 10 exons. The coding region runs from base 119 to 1333 and encodes 404 amino acids. Gene Ontology annotation, cellular component: actin filament; cytoplasm. The record is from RefSeq and is a predicted model, not a curated record. Gene Ontology annotation, molecular function: microtubule binding; actin binding.
GAAGGAUCAAGAAGGUGGAGAAGAAAAGAAAUCUGUACAAAAGAAAAAAGUAAAAGAGUUAAAGGUGUUGGAUUCAAAGACAUCCCAGAAUCUUUCAAUCUUCCUGGGUUCCUUCCGCAUGCCCUAUCAAGAGAUUAAGAAUGUUAUCCUGGAAGUGAAUGAGGCUGUUCUGACUGAGUCCAUGAUCCAGAACCUCAUUAAGCAGAUGCCAGAGCCAGAGCAGUUACAGAUGCUUUCAGAACUGAAGGACGAGUAUGAUGACCUGGCUGAGUCAGAGCAGUUUGGCGUGGUGAUGGGCACUGUUCCCUCCCUGCGGCCUCGCCUCAAUGCCAUCCUCUUCAAGCUGCAGUUCAGUGAGCAGGUGGAGAAUAUCAAGCCAGAGAUAGUUUCUGUGACUGCUGCAUGUGAGGAGCUGCGAAAGAGCGAGAACUUCUCUAAGCUCCUGGAGAUUACCUUGCUCAUCGGCAACUAUAUGAAUGCUGGCUCUAGAAAUGCUUGUGCUUUUGGCUUCAAUAUCAGCUUCCUCUGUAAGCUUCGAGACACCAAGUCCGCAGAUCAGAAGAUGACAUUGUUGCACUUCUUGGCUGAGUUCUGUGAGAGUGACUAUCCAGAUGUCCUCAAGUUCCCAGAUGAGCUUGCUCAUGUGGAGAAAGCCAGCCGAGUUUCUGCUGAAAACUUGCAAAAGAAUCUAGAUCAGAUGAAGAAACAGAUUUCUAACGUGGAAAGAGAUGUUCAGAAAUUCCCACCUGCCACAGAUGAGAAAGACAAGUUUGUUGAAAAAAUGACUAGCUUUGUGAAGGAUGCACAGGAACAGUACAACAAGCUGCACAUGAUGCAUUCUAACAUGGAGACCCUUUAUAAGGAGCUGGGCGAGUACUUCCUCUUUGACCCUAAGAAAGUAUCUGUGGAAGAAUUCUUCAUGGAUCUGCACAACUUUAAGAAUAUGUUUUUGCAAGCAGUCAAGGAGAAUCAGAAGCGGCGGGAGACAGAGGAAAAGAUGCGUAGAGCAAAACUCGCCAAGGAGAAGGCAGAGAAGGAGCGGCUAGAGAAGCAGCAGAAGAGAGAGCAGCUCAUAGACAUGAAUACAGAGGGUGAUGAGACAGGUGUGAUGGACAGUCUUCUGGAAGCCCUGCAAUCAGGUGCAGCAUUCCGACGAAAGAGAGGACCCCGUCAGGCCAACAGAAAGGCCGGGUGUGCAGUCACAUCUCUGCUAGCCUCGGAGCUGACCAAGGAUGAUGCCAUGACUUCUGUUCCUGCCAAGGUGGCCAGGAACACAGAGGGAAUCCCCACAAUCCUUGAGGAAACCAAGGAGUUGGUCGGCUGUGCAAGUUAAUCUGGGUUCUGUGGCCACGGCAGCUUCCAUGGAGCACCAGGCUGUUCUGUCCUGCAGCAUGAGCUUGAAGGGUGAUGGACACGUUCCUCUGGGGUGGCCACUCCCAUCACCCCAACCCAGUCUCGCUCUCUGGCCUGCUGCUCUCUGUACAUCAUAUACAGCUUCAGCUCUUCAGUUGCCUGAAGUCCAGGAGGGAAGAGUAGUGUGGGGUAGGCCUGAGUCCAACCCAGCUAGCCCUGGCUGCUGUAGUACCAAAGCAGGCUCCGUGAUUGCUGCCUUAACCCCAAGUGUCUCCUCUGUUACUCUGAGGCCUUGUCUCAGACAAAGCCCCGCCAGCUUUCUCAGCCCCAACUUUGAAGUGGGCUUGCCCCUAGGUCAGUCUUGCCAGGUUUGUGCUUUUCUUUUCUGGUUUCUCUGGUUCUGAGAAAAGCAAGGGGCUUGUGAACCUUUGGGGUAUCUCCCUCCUUUCAUUGCUGUCACCUCUGCUCUUCUCUUCCCUCUCCUGGCUGUUAUUUAUUACUAGUGGUGUGGCAAUUAAAGCUGCCUUUAAGGAAGUAGGGAGCAGAUCCCAUCUUUCUGGGACAGGCCUCCCAAAACAAAAAGUACCUAGACACUUUACCUGUGCUGCAGGGGCCUAGGCCAGAGCCCAUGGGUGGGCAGGCAGGGCAUAGAGACAUUGUGGGACCUGCCCGCCACCCUCAACCUACUGCCAUGCUUACAUGCCCUAGCCUUCCUAGACCUUCUCACCAGCGCCCAGGCUUUCCUGGCCAUCCCCCUUCAGGCCCUCCCCAGAGCUUUGGUGCAUCUCAUCUGGAGUAUGGGCUGUGUUGUGAUCAUCCCAACACCUCAACCUCUUGUCUCCAAGGAAAUAGGAGGUGGAGCCUCCUGGCUGAGAAAUUGUUUUGCAAACGGAUCUAUUUUUGUAUCAGAUAUUUUUUUUUUAAUGAAAAAUAAUUCUUUCCCCUCUUCCCCUACAUAAUGUAAGAGGCUUUGUUGGCCAUAAUGUAAGAGGCUUUGUUGGCAGGUUCCAGAGUCCCUGGGAUUUUUCCCCACAGGCCUCAAUGCUGAACAAGUCCUUGGACCUCCACCUCAGGCCUCAAGCCUUCUGGACCCUUGAGGUCAAUGCAGAUUCUCUCAGCAUCCAGCUCUGGUUGAUCUAUACCAGGCCCAAGAGUAGUGGGAGCUCUGAGACCACAGAGUUUUUAUAAAUUUAAUAUAUUAUCAAGCCAAAUGUGCAGAUGCUAACUGGACACAUGGGAAAGUGGGCACAGGGAGUAUCCACACACACUGACCCCUGCUCUCCCUUCUGAACAGUGUGCAGGCCAAACUGUUCAGUGACACCAGCCACAGGAAGUUCAGAUUCUCUGGCUCAAGGUGACACUCAUGCCUUCCUGUGCUUUCCAGUUCCCAUGCCCUAUAGAUAGGGAGAGAGAAUGGCAUUAUUAAGACUGGAUCCAGAAGUAUAUUUGUUGGAGCAUGGGGGAGCUUAGGAUACCUGCAGGGAUGCUUUGAGGCCAGGAAAGAGGGUUCUGGUCGCUAGAGCUUGUGUGUGCAGGAGCAACACUGCUCCUUUGAGCUAUUCCCAGGAAGGCUGUGGUGCAGGGGCUGCUGAGCCCCUGGGUCCCCUCCUCCUUGCUCACGUCUGGGACUUCAAUCCUUUCUUUUUUAAUCUACUUUUGCUAAAAUGCAUUUAAUAAAAAAUAAAAAGACAAAAUGCAAACAUAUUUCCCUUACCUCUUGGUCUUCUAAGGUGUCAUCAUCUCCAGUUUUUGGAGUUUGUUACCAACUGUAAUAAACCAUUCAGACAGU